This is a messenger RNA of Zingiber officinale, 943 nucleotides long. Its product is annotated as glycine-rich protein A3-like. The record is from RefSeq and is a predicted model, not a curated record. NCBI's taxonomy places the organism in Eukaryota, Viridiplantae, Streptophyta, Magnoliopsida, Zingiberales, Zingiberaceae. Bases 171 to 761 code for a protein of 196 amino acids. The transcript is spliced from 3 exons.
GCGCGUUACCAAAAAAUAGUGGCGGUGCCUCUUUCGUCUCCAUCUAUUCCUCUUGUUCUUCUAUAUCUUAGCACAGCGGGUUGAUCCAUUUUCUCUGAUAAGCGAGGAGAAAACUUAGGUAGCCGAUCGGUAUCGUAUCGUCAGAAAUAGCCUGUUAGUGAAGAUUGAACAUGGGAGGUGGAAAAGAUAAGCAUGAUGAAUCAGACAAGGGUUUAUUUUCAAACUUAGCACACACUAUUGGUGGGCAAGGAUACUACCCUGGAGGCUACCCUCCUCCUCCAGGGGCAUAUCCACCACCACCUGGUGCAUACCCACCGCAAGGGUAUCCACCUCAGGGAUAUCCUCAAGGCCAUGGCUAUCCUCCAUCGGGAUAUCCGCCUGCCGGAUACCCGCCAUCAGGAUAUCCCCCUGCCGGAUACCCGCCAUCAGGAUAUCCCCCUGCCGGAUACCCGCCAUCAGGAUAUCCGCCUUCCGGAUAUCCACCGGCUGGAUAUCCUGGUCCAUCAGCUCCACACCACGGAGGACAUGGAUCCAACCACACGGGGGCAUUGCUGGCCGGUGGAGCAGCAGCAGCAGCUGCUGCCUAUGGCGUGCACCAUUUGUCACAUGGGCAUCAUGGGCAAGGGAUGUAUCCCCACGGAUUCGGCCACCAUGGAAAGUUCAAGCACCACAAGCACUACGGCAAGUUCAAGCAUGGGAAAUUUAUGGGAAAGCAUGGCAUGUUCGGAGGCAAGCACAAGUUUUUCAAGAAGUGGAAGUGAUGCAAGUUAAUAUCCUGAUGCUUGGUUUGGAAACUAUGGCUGUAUAUCCAUACGUUUCAUUGUUGGAGAGUGUUGCGCUUUAAAUUUAUUCAGUUGGGAUUUAGCAAUCUGGAUGCUCGUAAUUAACUCUGUUUUCUAUUUUUAAUACAAUAGAUAAUAUAUCUCGUGAACUUUAUAUUCUA